UCAACUAACACCGCCCCUAAGGCUCGAAUCUUUUUGUUUGUAACCCGUCCCAGCCCACUUCUACCUCACGCCACCUCGGUGGCAGCCGCUGGCCAACAGAGUACGGAACGGCAGACUACAAGAUGUUUGCAGACUGCAGAACAGCGACAGACUACCUAUUUGCCGCUCGGGACUGAAUCAUUGGAUGUCAUUCUACGCUGCUGCAGCGGUGCGAGACCGUAGUGGCCCUGAAAACCUCGCCCGUCGCUUCUGAUGUCCACAUGGCGGCCUUAAGGCCGGCCAACCAGUCAUCUACUACUCACUGCAUUAUCGCAUAGGUGCAAGCCACAUGUCGCUUUUCCAGAACCAGGUCGAACUCCAGACCCGUCUCCCCGACCGUCGCCACCCCCAUCAGUCCCAACGCCGAGUCCUCGUGUAUGGCAGCGAAGAGUACGUCGGGUACACCUCUCAGGCCGCGCGCUUGUUGACGCGCAGGUUGAGGAGCGUGUCGGUGUUUGUUUGGCCGCCUUGGGGGAAUCUUGGCGGAUCUUGCCAGCGACGAGUGAUGCUGGCCGCGCAGGGAAGGACUCACACGGCUUUGGCGCGAUGGGCCGGGACCUGCUCCGCCUGCCCGAUCAACAAUGAUUCACUGCCCAUCGAGGCACUUAAUAUACGCGCAGGCCCGAAAUCCGGGCGCCUAACGGCGUCUCGUAUGCACCCAAGAAGGAAGAGGGAGGAACAAAGUAUAUGGUUGUUCAAAGAGAGGUUUCACCCGUCUGCGCUGCAUCUUUCCGGUGGUGGUUUCUCGACCUUGCUUGAGUGACGGUGUACUAUGAGCCGCUUUUGGAUCCCUUGUUUUCCACACCAUCCUUCCGACCCUCGAUAACUUGCAAGGCCGCUGGGUGUGAAGGCCUUCCUAUAUGAAGCCUUGCCUUUCCGCCCUAGUCGCCAUCCGUUUCUUCCUUGCCGGUCACUCCUCCUGCUUUCCCCCCACCGCCAUGGAUCUCAACGACAUCAUCCGCGGUGCCCUGCCGACCUUCAUGGGCAAUUCCACCCACGGCGGCAACCGGUCUGCCGAGAACGGCCUUCCCGACGGCAUCUUGGAUACCAUCUCGCCUCUUCUCGGGUUCCAGUUCAAUCCUUUGAUGAGGCUGUUCGUUCUCAUCUACAACUUGGUCGGCAGCCACCUCGGCCUCGAUCCGACCUACGUCCUCACCUUGGUCGGCUUGGUCUGGGCGGCGAGCAAGCUCUGGGGACAGCUGUACGCGAGCUUUCACGCCCUGGCUCGGCAGUACUUCAUGGCCAACGUCGAAGUGAGCGGCACCGACGACAUUUACAACCACAUGAUGAAGUGGCUCGCGUCGCAGCCGUGCAUAGCCAACUCGCGCUCUCUCACCGCCGAGACGGCAUCCAAGGGCGCCUGGGAGGAGGAAGACGAGUCCGAUCUCAUGACGACCCGCGUUUCGCCCGACGGCGCCGGCAUCUACCUCAACUUCUCCCACCAGGAGGCCAAGGCCGCCCCUCGCUUCAUUCCGGCCAUGGGCAAGCACAGCUUCUGGUUCCGAGGGCGCUACUUCAGGCUGCAGAGGAAGCAGGAGUCGCUGUUCGACCCCGACGGCGGGUCCCAGGGCAUGCUCCCGUUCAAGGACAAGGAGGUCCUCGUCCUCUCGUGCUUCGGCCGCUCUCCCGAGCCCAUCAAGCAGCUGCUGCAGCACGCCAAGGAGCAGUACUACCUCGACCACCAGGCCAAGACGAUCGUCAGGCGCCCGUCGAGCCAGGCAGUGCGCCGUUACGGCCAUCGGCACUCGUGGCAGCAGGUCGCUGACCGGCCUGUUCGGCCCAUGAAGACCGUGGUUCUCGACGAUGAACAGAAGAUGCGCAUCCUCUCCGACAUGAACGAGUACCUCCACCCGGCUACGCCUCGCUGGUACGCGAACCGAGGCAUUCCUCUCCGGCGAGGCUAUCUCUUUCACGGCCCGCCAGGCACGGGCAAAACAUCACUGUCGUUUGCGCUCGCCGGAGUCUUUGGCCUCGACAUCUACGUCAUUUCGCUACUGGACCCCACCCUGACCGAGGAGGAUCUGCUGGCCCUGUUUACUUCUCUGCCCCGGCGCUGCGUGGUGCUGCUCGAGGACAUCGACACCGCGGGGCUCAAGCGCAACGAGGAACCCACCUCCUAUGAAGACGGCAAGGGCUCAGAGGAGCGCAGCGAGAACAGGACUGACGACAAGGACGGGAAGACCAAGAAGAAGAGCAAAAGGGACCGCGACUGGAACGUGUCGGACCUGGCUCGCGAACUAAAGCGUCACGGCGGCGGCGACUCGACCGAAAAGAAGGGCAUCUCGCUGUCCGGCCUCCUCAACGCCAUCGACGGCGUCGCCUCGCACGAGGGCCGCGUGCUCAUCAUGACGACCAACAAGCCCGAGACGCUCGACGAAGCGCUGAUCCGCCCGGGCCGCGUCGACCUGCAGGUGGCCUUCACCAACGCGACGCAGGAGCAGGCCCGGGAGCUCUUCAUGCGCAUGUACGAGCCCGACAGCAACAGCAGCAGCAGCAAGAGCAGCAGCAGCAGCAGCAGCAGGCCGUCCGCCACCGUGGUCGCUGACGAUCACGGCCUCUCCCCGCUCACCCCCUUCUCAGACCCGCCCUCCACCCCGUUCUCCUUCACGUCCGACAAAGACGGCAACAUGACCGACGUGUCGGGCGCCACCGAAGUCGAAGUCGACGACGACAGCGAGGACUCGUUUUCCCCCUCCCCGCCCUGCGCCCCAACAACCACAACCACAACCACAACCACAACCACAACCACAACCACAACCACUUCAACCACCACCUCAACGCAAAACUCCACCCCCAAGAAACUCCCCACCCCACUGAACCUCGCCAGCCCGGCUCUCGAAAACCACAACAAGGACCACCACAACAAACCGGGCCGCACCAACAACCACACCGCCGAUCCCGCCAGAACCGCCGCCGCCGCAGAAGCAGCAGCAGAAGCAGCGGAUGACGACCUCGCCCGCAUCGCGGCGCAGUUCGCCGCCAAGAUCCCCCCCGGCCAGUUCUCGCCGGCCGAGCUGCAGGGUUUCCUGCUGAAGCGCAAGAAGGCGCCGCGCCGGGCGCUCGCCGAGGUCGACGGGUGGGUGGCGGGGAUGCUGGCGCAGAAGGCGCGGGGCGGGCGGGUGUUGGAUGUUCAGUGACGUGAGGUGAGGGAAUGGAUGGAUGGGUUGGUUGGUUGGGGGAAUGGAUGGGUUGCUUGGUUGGUUGGUUUCAGGGGAGAGUGAGGAAUAGUGUGUUCGGUUCGGUUCGCUCGGGAGGGAAGGUAUGGGAUGGGCGCUGGGCUGGGCUGGGAAGGGCAGGGAAGGGGGAUAAUCGAGGAUGGUAAGGGCGCAGAUUGGGCGUUGCAUUUUUCUUGUUUCUUUGUUCCUCUUGUUUCUCUGGUCCACCGGUAGGAGUUGCCUGGAUGG
Thermothielavioides terrestris NRRL 8126 is the source of this 3443-nucleotide messenger RNA. RefSeq lists its product as uncharacterized. Gene Ontology annotation, biological process: mitochondrial respiratory chain complex III assembly; protein insertion into mitochondrial inner membrane from matrix. The coding region runs from base 978 to 3176 and encodes 732 amino acids. Gene Ontology annotation, cellular component: mitochondrial inner membrane. NCBI's taxonomy places the organism in Eukaryota, Fungi, Ascomycota, Sordariomycetes, Sordariales, Chaetomiaceae. The record is from RefSeq and is a predicted model, not a curated record. Gene Ontology annotation, molecular function: ATP hydrolysis activity; ATP binding. The transcript has a single exon.